AUGGUAUCCAACCUUGCGGCUCGAGGUAUCCAACUUCAGACCCUAAACAAGUAUGCUUCCUUGGAGGCUCAACGGGCGCGAUUUCUCGAACACGGCUUCAAGACCGGCCAAGCUGCCGCUGACAUUGAUUUUAUUUGGGAGCAUUGGAUUGAUGAGGAGGAGAAGGAUCGGGUUGCCAGUCUCGAGAUGCUGGAUGAGAUGGAAGAGUGGCGCUUGCUUGCCCAGCAUUACUGCAUUUCUUGGGGAUGGAGGGACGGGGAUGAUGCAGCAGCGUUCAAUGGGUGGCUGGCGCUGCAAGCUCAGCCGGGCAAGUGA
Penicillium canariense is the source of this 315-nucleotide messenger RNA. RefSeq names its product protein C-terminal leucine carboxyl O-methyltransferase ppm1 (gene ppm1). Lineage: Eukaryota; Fungi; Ascomycota; Eurotiomycetes; Eurotiales; Aspergillaceae. Gene Ontology annotation, molecular function: protein C-terminal leucine carboxyl O-methyltransferase activity. The transcript has a single exon. Gene Ontology annotation, biological process: C-terminal protein methylation. The coding region runs from base 1 to 315 and encodes 104 amino acids. The record is from RefSeq and is a predicted model, not a curated record.